CACUUACUAAGAUAUUAUUGUUGAUGAAUCAGACACAUUAAUGCUAAAAUCCUCUUCAUAAAGAUAAAGAUGAUGUGAUUGAAUUUUUUUGUUUCGAUUAAUGUUGCAAAGAACAAAAGCUUCUCUGUUAUAAAUGUUUUUAAAGUGACAUGCAUAAAGAUCAUAGAAAUAAGAUCUAUAAAUUAUCGAGUGUUAAUGAACAAACAAAAGAAUUGAACAAUUUAUGCUCAAACUUAAUUAAUGAUAUCAAGAAUUAAUAAAUUUAACUUACAAAUUCCAUAGAUGAAUUGAAAUUUACAUUAAACCACAAGUUCUAAUUGUCAUUCAAUAAUAUUUAAAAAUUUAGUUUUGCUUAGUUGGAGUCUUAUUUUUAAGGGCUUUUAAAAUUUAAAUAAGAUUAAACUUUAGUCCAGGAGGAAGUACUGAGCUUAAUGCAACUAACAAUUUAAUAAGUUAAUGAGACUAUUAAAAAUCUUAAAUUAAAAUAAGAAUUAUACUAUUAAGCUCCUGCUGAAGAUUAAAAAAAAGUAAUAGAAUUAUAAUUAUAAUGUAUUUUUAUAUUAAUUAAUUAGGCACUCAAUUAUUAAAUUAGAAUAAUCUUCUUAAAGCUUAGGAUAUUAUGAAUUAAACCUUGAGAAUAGAUCCUAAUAAUAAAAUUUCAUUAACAGAAAAUGGUUUUUAUAAAAUAAUUAAUAUUUAGGCAAAAUUUUACUUUAAAAAACUGAAUAUUUUGAAGCCUUCCAUUCUUUUGAUAGAGCUGUUAAAAUAGAUCCUAACUACAAGGAAGCAAUUAAUGGUUUAGGUAUAGAAAGUAUUCUAUAUUAAAGGGGACUCAUUAAGAGGAAGGAAUAAAUUUUCUGAUGCUCUAAAACAUUAUGAAAAAACACUUUCAUUAGACUAAAAUAAUUAAUAAGCUUUGAUAGGAAAAGGUAUUAUUAGUUAAGAUAAAAAAUUUAGCUCAUUGCUUAAUAAAAGAUAGAAAAUUUGUUGACGCUAGAAAGAUAUUUGAUAACAUAUAAGACAAAAAAAACAUAGAAGUAAUUUGGGGUCAAGGUAUGUUAUUGUAUAUAUAAUUUAAAUAGCUGAACUCUUAAGAAUGGAAGGUAAAGAUGAUGCAGCAAUCUCUCAAUAUAAUUAAGUUUUAUUGAUAAAUAAUGAACACAUAGAGUCCUUAAGUGGGAAGGGUAAAAAUAUUGAAUAAUAUAAUAAAUAGGGGAUUGUUAUAGAUUAAAAAGGUAAUUUGAUUAAGCAAUGGAAUUUUUAUAAAAAGCAAAUAAAUUAAAUCAAAAGCAUGUGGUAACUUUAGUUAGGAUAGGUAAAAUUAUAUAGUAUAAAAUUAGGGGAUUGCUUAAGACAACAAUAAAUGUAUAAAGAAGCAAUAAAUUACUAUAGUGAAGCUCUAAGUAUUGAUCCUUAAGAGUAAUGGGCAUCAGAAAAAUUAGGUAAAAAUAAUUUAGAUAUGAAGUUGAAUGUUAAAAUUUAAUAAGAAGAAGAUAUUGAAAUAAUAAUUUUAAAAGAGUAGAAUAUAGAAAAAUGAUAUA
Paramecium sonneborni is the source of this 1541-nucleotide messenger RNA. The record is from the annotation of a GenBank genome assembly. NCBI's taxonomy places the organism in Eukaryota, Ciliophora, Oligohymenophorea, Peniculida, Parameciidae.